Messenger RNA from Chiloscyllium plagiosum (whitespotted bambooshark), 5220 nucleotides. It is a transcript of the gene wdtc1, whose product is annotated as WD and tetratricopeptide repeats 1. Lineage: Eukaryota; Metazoa; Chordata; Chondrichthyes; Orectolobiformes; Hemiscylliidae. Gene Ontology annotation, molecular function: protein binding. Gene Ontology annotation, cellular component: Cul4-RING E3 ubiquitin ligase complex; cytoplasm. The record is from RefSeq and is a predicted model, not a curated record. Gene Ontology annotation, biological process: negative regulation of fatty acid biosynthetic process.
GAAGGCAGUGAUUGGUCAGCUCUGCUGUCACCCAGGAGGGAGUGGGCGGGGAUAACGUGGUGACGCAGUUUCUGUGCGCGGAAAGGGGCCUAGCGGAGCCGGGACCGGGGACCAGCCUGAAGGAGUGAUCGGGGCAGGGAACCGCGCACUCGGCGCCUACAUGGAGUCGCCUACAGAAGCGGCGGAUUCCUGUGUUGUGUGCUGUUCCUUGCCAGGAUUAAAUGUGGGCUAUUUCUGUAUUUCUGCACUCUGUGUAAAACUGGGUGUUAAUCUACAGCACAGUGAGAAACAGCAGAUCCCAUCUAUCCUGUGACCGUCUGACCUGAGAGCAAUGGAGCCACUUAACAUAACCAGGGACAUUAUCCAGCGGCAGAUAAAGGAAAGGAACACUCUACAGUUCGAGCGUCGAUAUCAUGUCAUUGAUCCAUUCAUCAAGAGGCUGGGCCUGGAGUGUGAGCUGGAGGGUCACUCUGGGUGUGUAAACUGUCUGGAAUGGAAUGAGAAGGGCAAUUUGUUGGCCUCCGGAUCAGAUGAUCAACACGCCAUUCUCUGGGAUCCUUUCAGCUGCAAGAAACUGCUGACCAUGCACACUGGACACACGGCCAACAUAUUCACAGUGAAGUUCCUGCCUCACUCAAACGACCGCACAUUGAUUACUGGAGCUGCUGACUCCAAGGUUCAUGUCCAUGACUUGACAGUAAAGGAAACUGUUCAUAUGUUUGGCGAGCACACCAAUCGUGUGAAGCGAAUUGCAGCCGCUCCCAUGUGGCCUAACACAUUCUGGAGUGCAGCAGAGGAUGGAACUGUCAGGCAGUAUGACCUGAGAGAGAGCAGUAAGCGCUCACAGGUACUGGUGGACCUCACUGAAUAUUGUGGGCAGCACGUGGAAGCGAAAUGCCUAGCCAUUAAUCCUCAGAACAAUAAUUAUCUUGCUGUCGGGGCAAGUGGUCCCUUUGUGCGGGUUUAUGACAUUCGUAUGAUUCAUAAUCACAGAAAAGCAGCAAAGCAGAACUCAACUCCUGGAUUGCACACAUUUUGUGACAGGUACAAAUCUGUGCCGGAUGGAGCUGUUCAGUAUUAUGUGGCAGGUCAUCUCCCAGUGAAACAGCCUGAUUAUAACAAUCGCCUCCGUGUGCUUGUAGCCACCUAUGUAGCCUUCAACCCUGAUGGGACUGAGCUUUUAGUCAACAUGGGAGGAGAACAGGUCUAUUUGUUUGAUCUGACAAAUAAGCAGAAGCCCUAUACAUUUCUGCUACCCAAGAAGUGCCACUCCUCUGCUGAUUUACAGAAUGGAAAAUCAAUAACAAAUGGAGUUACAAAUGGAAUCCAUCUCCACAGUAAUGGCUUCAGGCUGUCAGAAGCAUGGCCACAAAGCAGUGUUCCCUAUGAAUUGCCACUUCACUUAGAGAGGCUGAAACAACAAGCAAAUGAUGCCUUCUCCCGACAACAAUGGACACAGGCCAUCCAACUUUACAGCAAAGCCAUUCAGCAAGCACCUGGGAACCCCAUGCUUUAUGGCAACCGAGCAGCAGCCUUCAUGAAGCGCAAGUGGGAUGGAGACCAUUAUGAUGCCCUUAGAGAUUGCUUGAAAGCAAUUUCUUUGAAUCCCUCCCACCUGAAGGCCCACUUCCGUCUAGCACGUUGUUUAUUCGAGUUAAAGUAUGUUACUGAGGCUCUGGAGUGCCUCGAUGACUUUAAGGGCCGCUUUCCUGAACAAGCCCACAGCAGCGCCUGUGAUGCAUUGGACCGAGAUAUCAAGGCUGUGCUCUUUGCAAAGACUGACAACUCUGAUGAGAAGAAGGCAGGAACAACCACCCCAAUCCGUAUCCGAUCAAGCAGCAGGAAAGAUUCCAUCUCCGAUGAUGAAGUGAUUCUGAGGGAACGAGGUUAUGAUUACAAGUCACGGUAUUGUGGCCACUGUAAUACCACCACAGAUAUUAAAGAAGCCAACUUCUUCGGGAGUAAUGGCCAAUACAUUGUCAGCGGUUCUGAUGAUGGAUCCUUCUUCAUCUGGGAGAAAGAGACAACAAAUCUUGUUCGUGUUCUUCAGGGUGAUGAGUCGAUUGUAAAUUGUCUGCAGCCUCACCCGAAACACUGCUUCCUUGCAACAAGUGGUAUUGAUCCUGUGGUUCGCCUCUGGAGCCCACGACCAGAAAGUGAAGAUCAAAAUGAGCGAGUAAUUGAAGAUAUGGAGGGAGCUUCACAGGCAAAUCAGCGGCGAAUGAAUGCAGAUCCCCUUGAAGUUAUGCUCUUAAAUAUGGGAUACAGAAUCACUGGACUAACCAACAGUGGGAUGGCUUCAGAUGAUGAGGAAAACUCUGAAGGCCAGGUGCAGUGCCGGCCAAGCUAAGUAGCGUCCCAACAGUAGCGUACCAGGGACAGACCAGGGAACAACUCUCAUUUCAGUGUGUCUGUGGCUGAAAACACUGCACUGUCCUCAGCUACGCACCAAAUGCUUUGUUUAGGAAGCAAUGAAAGGGUUUGCAUUCUUUCUAACAUCUAUCAGACUCCUUUAUGGAUGAGCCCUAUUCCAUCUGCAGAAGUCUGAGAGUGAUGCUGCUACCCUCUCAGGAACACCUAACUGGGCCAGACUUGGCCUGGGAUGCAUACAGGAGGCCUCACGUUUCUGAAAAAGACACAUUUGAUAAGCAGAUCGUUUUGUAAAUUGUCUAGAUGCUGCUUUCAGUUUGUAUAAAUGCUUCCUGCUCUAUCACAUUCAGUCCCUUUUGUAGUAAUGGAUUCUGCAAAGGCCAAUAAUAUUGAGGUAAACUGCACUCCCUUUGUAGCUCUUAAAUCAUCAGUUAGAGCUGCAGGGCAAUCUGAUGCAGCCUUCAUUGCAGACAUGAGAGAGCCAUGACUGCUAGUCACUAUCAUACUUGAGUCCCUCUGCUGCUUUUGGCCCAGUUUGCAAUAUGCAUACAGAAUAUAUAGCUGUACAUGACCUGGGGAUUGCUGCGUCAUCAUUUAAGGGUUAUAAGAAUGUGAGCACAUGAGAUGAAUUCACAAUGUACAUGCAACAAAGAGACUGUUCAUGGUGAAGUAUGAGAAGUGUGUCAGAACUACCCCAACGUUGUAUGUGAACAGCCUGGCAAUUGGUUGUUGGGGAAAGGUGCCUACACCCAUCUGUCUCUUGUACUAUCUAGUCCCCCAGUCUUGGCUGUCUGUUCACUUUGUCUUUUUCACUGCUUCAAAUUGAGCUCUUGAAGCACUGAUUCUGUGAACAACUUGUUCACAGCCUCCAGUGUUUGCAAAUCUGAUACUGCCCUCUCCUAGAAUGCACUUUUCUUGAGUGUCCCCAAAACUCAGCAUUGCAGUACCAAGCUCCAGGUCCUUGAGAACUUGGGAACAAAUAUUCCAUUUGCAAACCUAAUUUAGAAAGAAUGGUGGUGGGGUGGGGGGAAGAUUUGAGUAUUGUUUGUUUCUUCUGCUGGCUGCUGCGUUUUGAUUUCUAUUUUAAUGUAUAAGCUAAUUUAAGUAUUCAGCUGUCAGCUUUGAGAAGAAAUAGGAAUGUCAUGGGUAAAGCUUGUGAAGGGAUGUUUGAUUUAAUUCUCAUUACUGUUAAUGGUAUCAGAUUUUGUUGGACAUUCAGGUAGAAACUGUAGCCUGUGUAGAAGAGAAUGUUUGUUUCAGUUCUGGGUAAAUUGGGUAACAAUGUGUGAAAGGUUGGAGAGGGGAAGCUGAUGCAGUAGGUACUAAUUGAAACCAACACCAAACUGCAGCUAUUCUGUUGUAGCACUGACCCAAGAAAUAUUAGCAAAGAGAAACAGAGUGCACACACUGACUGGCAAAAUGGGUAAGGAAGCUGUCAUUUCUACAUCUGGAGCCUAGUGAAAUCUAAUGGAGAGGGCAUCCUGCCUCUCAGUAUAUAGCUUCAGAUCCUGAGUUUCAGAAGGUUCCAGUCAGUGAGCAAAAAUCUGUUAUCUGAAUGGAAGUGCCAACAAAGAGGCACAUCUGGGAAGUGGAGUGUUUUAUUGACAUGGCAAGGGAUGAUGUUUUAUGGUGGUGUGGAUGUUUAAAGGGGUGCUGCUUUCAAAGGGCAUGGUAUGAAGAGGCUGUGGUGUGUAUAGUAAAAGUGGGGAUUAGGUGCUGUGCAUUGACAUUUGUGAUGAAUGAUACUCUUAAGUGUGUGUACACUGUUAUAGAGGCCAUUUUAAUCACCAUUGAUCAGUUCACUUCCAGGACAAAGAUCGAUUUGCACACAGAGGCUCGUCUGUUCCAAGUUCUUUUCUUUUAAGGCAUGUCCAAUUGCAUUACACUGAACUGAAGACAAAUUUGUGUAAAAGCAGUCAGUUGGAAUGAUUUGAUCAUCUUUUUAUUUUGCUAGCCAAUUAUUUGCUGAUUUCAUGAAAAAACAAUAGCAUCAUUGGCUGCAGUAUGCAAAGCUCAGUUUAAAAAUUCCUUUGCCUGUUCAGUAAAAACUGAACAUGAUUUGUUCAGUUGCUGUUCAUCUGAGUAUCCUUGCAGUUAUUGUCAAUGGCCAAAUGAUCAUCUAAACUAGUUAGUGAUCAGUUUCUGGGAGAGUGAGCUGCUGGGUAUUUGUAUGCAGGUGUUUCCUGAAAUCUUCCCUUGCGUCUGUAGGGUUAGAAUUCAACUAGGAGAUGACCAAUAGCAGAAUGAAGGUCUAAACCCAGAUCAGAGGCUGUGGUGGAGAAGCAGGCUUAAUUGAAAUUUUGCCAGAACGCCAUUUUAUUACAAGCUAUUCCCAUCAUCAGCUGUUGUGUGACUGCAUUGUUAAAUUAUAUUUCUAAGUAUAAUUUAGGUUUUGGUGGGAUUGUUGCUUGUUUGCAAUUGCUUGAGCACCUUGGUCUGAAGCUCUAACUCCUUAUGGUCAGUGUGUUAAAUGGAAAAGUAGAUCAGUGGGGUGGAGUAGGUGGAUGAGUUUAGUCACUGUACUAAAUAGUGCUGUGCAGUAAUCAUCUUCCCACUCCUCCCACCCAAUCCAUGAGCUCAAUGCCAAUUGUGUGUUUAAACCUCACUCAGUUUGUUGCUCCUAUCCUCCUCGUCUGUGAUUUGAUGAGGAAUCAUCCGUGGGAAGCUGCUAACUGUAAAAAUUAAAUUGUUAAUCCACGGUUGCGAUGAGUUUAAAGCCAGCAUUAAAUGGCGAGUUUAGCAGAAUGCUGUUUGGUUUGGUUGCUAAGAAUUCAUACUUGUAUAGGGGCUGCUGCUUUAAGUUUGUAGUUAUUCCCAAUGUACAUCAGUGCAAUAAAAACACAAACCACA